CCGAACCUUCCUUUCCUCCUCUUUCUUCUUCCCUCCCCGAGCUCCUCUUCCUCUUCUCCUCUUCUCCCAUGAAAUUGGGAGGCGAGCUCGAGAGGCGCUCGGGAGGAGGCCGGCCCGAGGCCGGUGACGCUACGGCCAACCGGCGGCAGCUACGGCGGCCGUGGCCCCUCCUGCAGUGGCCGCGGCCCAAAUGGCCGCUCUCCUCCACCUCCAGUGGAAGAGAUGGGGUGCGGCACCCAUCGAGGAGCAACGAGGCCCAGCCGAAGCCAGGGGUGCUCGCGUGGUGCACGGCCGAUGUCUGUGGUCGGCCGGAUGGCGUCCGCAGUGCACUGAGCCGGCGGCACCCACGGUCAACAGGGAAAUCUCCCUUUGGCCGUCUUCUCCGAUCCCCUCCGGCGAAGAUCACACCGGUUCCACCCCUGGAAACCAGAUCUAUCCGAGCCGAGGGCCCUUCCGUGCAUCAAAGGGAGUUGCAUACGUUUUCCCCGUUCUCGUUUUUGCUUCACUUGCUAUUGGGGUCUUGUCAGGUCCAACUUACAACGUUGCAGGCUACGGAGCCAAAGGAGAUGGCAGAAUGGAUGACACCCUGGCAUUCAUGGCUGCAUGGAAUGCGGCAUGCACGGAUUCUAAAGCUCGGACUUCCGUCCUUGUACCUGCGGGGAAGACAUUCUUGCUGAGUGCAGUGUCCUUCAAGGGGCCUUGCAAAUCUUCUAUCCAUGUACAGAUUGAUGGAACUAUCUUGGCACCCAAUAAAACUUGGAUAUUAAAGAAAGGAGUCUGGAUCGACUUUAUGUUCAUUAAGGGUCUAACCAUUAAUGGAUCGGGCGUGAUUGAUGGUCAAGGCGCCAUUUGGUGGCAUUGUAGAGCUCAGAAGCAAUGUGCAAGAGCGCCCGUGGCCUUCUAUAUUGGAAGUUGCACGCACGUCCGGCUGACAGGCUUAAGUUUCAAGAACAGUCCCAUGAUGCAUGUAUGCAUACACAACACUGUUGGUGCCAAUCUCACCAAGCUCAACAUAUCAGCUCCUGCAGAUAGUCCAAACACAGAUGGCGUGCACAUCGAAAGAAGCCAAGAGGUGCAAAUCACUCAUUCUACCAUCGGUACAGGAGAUGAUUGCAUAUCCAUUGGAAACGGCACUUACAACAUAAAUAUCAGUCGGAUAGACUGUGGUCCAGGCCAUGGCAUAAGUAUUGGAAGCCUGGGUAGAGACGGCUCCAUAGCACAAGUAGAGCAAAUUCAUGUUUCCUCCUGUAAUUUCUACAACACUACCAAUGGUGCAAGAAUAAAGACAUGGGUGGACGUGGUUAUGCAAAAGGGAUAUUGUUUAGGAAUAUCACUAUGUUUUCGACAAGGAGGCCCAUAAUAAUAGAUCAAUAUUAUUGCGAGCAUGGCAACAACUGUGCCAACAAGGUAAAACGUCCACCUUUUCAAGAAUGUAGCAAUGCAGCAAUCAAUAUGAACAUGACAUCACUUCCUGCUUGGUGAGUUGCAACGAUCUCUUAUUCUUGCAUCGACCACACAGAAGAGCAUAUAUGAAGAAAAAUAGUUGCAAUGCAUGUAGAUGCUUCACAUCUCAAGGUGUGCAUGGGUGUAGCACUCCUCGCAACAAAAUUAAUGAUUGGAAAAAACAAGAUAUAUAGUUGCAAUAUAACUUCAUAUCUUGGUUCUGGUGGUUGUACAAAUUUUUCUAAAUCACUUGGUUUGUUUUCCUUUGUUGCAUUCGAUGGGGAUGAAGACGUCGGCCGUUCAAGUGAGCGAUGUGCAAUUUGACAAGGUUGCAGGAUCAUCAGCUGAUGAUAAAGCCAUUGUUCUAAGGUGCAGCAAAAGCAAAGCUUGCACAGACAUUACAUUGGCGAAUGUAAAUAUCACAUCUGCAAACCCUAAAGAGCCAGCAACAGCCUUCUGCUUUAAUGUACAUGGAAAAAUAAACGGUACGGUAAUCCCUGCACUCGCCAGUUUCGACGGGCAAUGAAGUUACUGCUUCUUGGAAAGCCAUCACUUGUAUCAACAGAGAUCAUGAUUGACCGAAGGUCUCUAUAAUGCAAUCACUUUGUAAAUGCAAUAAUGUAAAUGAUAAAUGAAAUAACUUGCGGGGAAAAUAAAGAAAUGACUCUUGUUUGGUUGGAGCUUAAAAAAAAAAAA
Phoenix dactylifera (date palm) is the source of this 2139-nucleotide messenger RNA. Its product is annotated as putative polygalacturonase At3g15720. Gene Ontology annotation, molecular function: polygalacturonase activity. Gene Ontology annotation, biological process: carbohydrate metabolic process. Lineage: Eukaryota; Viridiplantae; Streptophyta; Magnoliopsida; Arecales; Arecaceae. The record is from RefSeq and is a predicted model, not a curated record.